AUGAACGAGAAGGCCAGCGUCUCCAAAGAGCUUAGUGCAAAACACAGAAAGAUACUUGAAGGCAUUCUUAAAUUAUCAGAAAACAGGGAAUGUGCUGACUGCAAAAGCAAAGGCCCAAGAUGGGCUAGCGUGAAUCUGGGAAUCUUCAUAUGCAUGCAAUGUUCUGGGAUUCACAGAAGUCUUGGAGUACACAUAUCAAAGGUGAGAUCUGCAACGUUGGACACAUGGCUUCCAGACCAGGUUGCAUUUAUUAAAUCAAUGGGAAAUGAGAAAUCAAAUAGCUAUUGGGAAGCGGAGCUGCCCCCUAAGUAUGAUAGGGUUGGAAUUGAAAAUUUUAUUCGUGCAAAGUAUGUAGAGAAGAGAUGGACUCCUAGAGAUCAAAAAGCAAAUUCAGCCAAAGGGGUUAGAGAAGAGAGGGUUGUAGUAUAUAAACCGGGACCUGGGACUAGAAUUGGUGUUGCAUCUGCAAAUGGUUCAAACCAUAUCUCUGGAGAGAGGAAAAACCCUGAGCUGCGUGACACAAACAGAAGUAUCCCUACUUUAGAAAAAUGCAAUAUCCCGGUGCCUUCUGAAUUAUCUAAGCAGGUCGCUCCUGAUCCAAAACUACAAGGAGUUUGUCAGAAAUCAGAACCAGCAGCCUCAAAGGCUGCAUUAGGAAGGAGGGCUGGAGCUAAUGCAAGCACAGCUGUCUCGGCAUCUGAGGUAAGUCCCAAUAAAAAGCCACACGAAAUUCAUCGGAAAUUAGAACCAGCAGCCUCAGAGGCUUCACUAGGAAGGACCGAAGCUAAUGCCAGGGCACCUGUCACAGCAUCUAACAUUGAUUAUGCUACAGAUCUUUUUACCAUGUUUUCGAAAGAAGGCUCAAAAGAAAACAACUCCAGAACAACAUUUAGUGCUGAUGAUAAUGCAUCGGCAGGAUUCCAGUCUGCUGAAGUAACAUCAACAGCAGAGAAAUAUGUUCCUUCAAAAGCUGUUGAAAGAAAGAUCCAAUUUGACUCUGGAAUUGAGGAUCUAAUCAAAGAUUUUCAAUUUGUAACACACCCUGUUUUGAAGAGAAAGAUGUGA
This is a messenger RNA of Ilex paraguariensis (yerba mate), 1065 nucleotides long. NCBI's taxonomy places the organism in Eukaryota, Viridiplantae, Streptophyta, Magnoliopsida, Aquifoliales, Aquifoliaceae. The record is from the annotation of a GenBank genome assembly.